AAGACAUAAAAUCCAACAUAGCGCACUCACAGACACACUCACUCUUUCAACGCUUCACUCACUCUCCGACCAAAAUGCCGAUCAACACCGAAUCUACGCCGCCGCCGGUGAUCGGAAAAAUCGGCCCCUACACCGUUUUCAUGACGCCGCCCUCGACGCCCAAACCCUCCGAGUCAGACGCCGUUCCCACCACCAAGAUCGCCCCUCCGCCGCCUCAGAUUCCGAAAACCGUUCCUUCCCCCAAACCCCUCUCCGAUUCCGACGAUUCUUCCGUUUUUGGCCUCUUCAGGAACGCCGUUACCAAGGUCCAAACCGCCCACUCAAGUUUGGAUGAUCAUUUGGCACGUUGGUUUGGAUUGAAUCAGUCAAAGUAUCAAUGGGCUCUUGAUGAUUAUUAUGAGAGCAAGGGAAUGGAAAAAGGAGACAUUAAAGUGAAAGAAAUAUCAAGCAAAGUACAGAAUGUUUGACUUGCCUAGAGUUGGUGGAUUAUUCAAAAGUGAGGUGUGAAGACUCUUGCUUUGAGUAUAUUUAUACUUUUGUAUUUACAUGUGGAGUAGAAUGAAUGCGUCUGAUAUGUCAAAGAGUUAUUUGAUCUACAUCCAUUGAUAUGAUUCGAUGGUUAUUUUCCAACUCCUGCAGUUGAGUUUGAUUAUUGGACAGUCUCUACCCCUGUAAUCUAAUUACCAAGUUGUUUUCUGGGGGCAAAUGUUUUGUUGUAGUUUCGGUCAUGUUUUUGGGCUUCUCAUGAUGGCAGGGUUGUCUCCUAAGCAUUUUGUCUGCCUUAUUCUGAGGAGUAAACUCUGCGAAAAGGCGAAAAGUCCUAUGCAAUUUUAUUUCAAGCGAUAGUGAUUAAUUAUUUAAAAAA
This is a messenger RNA of Cajanus cajan (pigeon pea), 865 nucleotides long. Its product is annotated as hydroxyproline-rich glycoprotein family protein. The record is from RefSeq and is a predicted model, not a curated record. Lineage: Eukaryota; Viridiplantae; Streptophyta; Magnoliopsida; Fabales; Fabaceae.